UUUAAUCUGUUUUUCAGUGACAGACUGAGAAUUAACGUUAAGCACAGUAUAAAGAUGGCGUCAAAAGUCACUCCAUAUUUCAUUCUUACUGCCGAAGGCUUGGGAUCUAAUGAAACGUCAAACGUUUGCGACGACACAAAAGAACAAACGGAUGAUGAAAAAAACACCGAAAUUGUCAAAUACAAAAAGCAGCCAAUGGUUAAUAAUAUGACUAGAAAAGAACUUACUCGGAAACGAAUGGAGUUCAUUCAACAAAAAUUGGAGGAAUCUAGAGCAAGGCAUGCCGAAAAGCAGAAAACACUAUCGAUUAAUUUAAGACCGAUUCCCAGAGUUGGAGACUCAUUCAUGCCGCGGACUCCCCACACAUACGUAAUUCCGGAUACUUCACAAAAACCCCAACAAGAUCAGCAGCCUCCAAAAGGAGUAGAAAUGGUUCCGCUAUCAGUAAGCCGCAAAUCCCCCACUAACUCCGACAUGCCUUAUGUUUAUUUCGUCGUUUCUGUCGAUCGUCUGCAAAGAUCAAAAACGGACUUAAGUUCGAGUUCUUACGACGACAACAGUCUUGGAAGCUCCUUAAGUGGCAAUUCAAGUGUUAAGAAAAGAAAUAAACUACUUUCGAGAAACCAGCGCAGAAAAAAGAAACAAGAUGAUGAUUUCCCAACUAUUUCCAAAAGUGAUGGUAACUUUAGCAAUGGGAAGAAGCAGAUAGUCACUAGAAAGCACUUCCCCUUUUUCUAUGGAUCCUCACCCGUAAUUCCCCCGCCAACCCCAGUCACUGUCACCACUUACAAUAUGCAGGACAGAGCUGACGAUGAGUGUCAUACAGACAGACAUCUGUCGGUGGGUGAUUUGCGGGAUUUCAACGACAAUCGUACCAAUCAACCAGGCAAAGCUUCGCCACCACGACUGAUAGAACUUCCUUAUAUAUCGGGAGAUCUUCAGCGAAAAAAUCUGGGAUCGUCGAAUUCAUCCAUGGAAGGUAAAGCCAUGGAGGUUUAUCGCAAAACCUUGGCAAAUGAACCAGGGAGGAAAGUACACUUUGCAGAAGGAUUCGACUUGCCAAACAUUCGUGGAGGUGGUGGUAUGGGUAUUCCGAGGGGACUGAUUUCUGAUUUGGGGGCUCGUCCAAACACCAUGCCAACAAUAAUGAGUGGGCGUGAAGACUUUGAAAGAUAUAUGAAUGCCCCCAUUCCGAGAACAGCAUUUGGAACACCGAGAUCUCGAAAACCCGGACAGCCCCUGAAUCUACCAAAAAUUGAUAUCGUGUCGGGGGUAUAUGACGAACUCAUCGUAAAGGCAAUAGAAGCUUAUAUCAACGAAUUCCCACCGAAUUCUAAACAAGGAAAAGUUGCUCGUCAAUUGCUACAGCAGCUUCACGAAAGAACGAUAACGACAAAUGACCUAGCCAACAUGGAGAAAAAACCUCAUGGUCAUGGAUUGAAAAUCAAGGAAUUGGAUCCAGAAAUUCCGAGAGGAAACGAAAUGUCUGGGAGUAAAACAUCCAGAGGUCAUCGACGCCCUGUCAAACCUAAGGCAGACGGCGAGUUUAGUACGCUUGCUCCAACUUGUUUCCAGAUGGUGGCGCCAGGGACACUAUCGGCCCGCGAUGAAGUUACAGUUGUAUCGUUGAAAUAGACAGCGCCUAGGGAAAAAAAUGCUUAUAGACAAACUUACAAUGAAAUCAUUUUGGGAUUUUUUGGUUUGAAUAAUAUCAUAUAAUACAGAGUGCGUCAGAAAAAAUACAGGACGAGACUUUGCGGUAGACAGAUAUACACAACAGUGUGGUCGUUCAUCACAUACGUUCGUCAAAACAUUUUUAGUGCUAAAGUUUCUUGUGCUGAAUUUACUUAUCAAUGACAUGCCUUACGCAUGUUUACUCUAGAUAUGUACUUUUUUUAUCAGUCACCGUACUCUUCUCAAUGUGUUCUUGGUAGUUUUUUUUCCUUAAUAUGCAAGGACGUGUCUAAUAUGAAGGGUCUAUUUCAUUUUUUUCAAGUCGAGUUUUAUUAACUUUGUUAUCUGUAUUGUUUUACAAGUAUUUAUAUUUAUAAGAACUGCGUGUUUAAUUUGACAAACCACUUUCUGGUUGUUCCAUUGUUAAAAAUUCGUGUAAUAAAUUACA
Molecule: messenger RNA, 2122 nt
Organism: Saccostrea echinata
Lineage: Eukaryota; Metazoa; Mollusca; Bivalvia; Ostreida; Ostreidae
Exons: 1
Coding region: 55-1635 (526 amino acids)
Source: RefSeq, a predicted model, not a curated record